CUCUCUCUCUCUCUUCUCCCAACACAAGAUUCCUCAAUACCCCGCGCCCCACUCACUCUUUCUUAUGACCAACAUCACGUGCUUCUCCUCAGUUUUCUCUCUCUUCCCCAUUACAAAAUCCUCAUCCAAAACACUCUUCCACUGUUUCAUUUCUAUGUUCUAUUUUCACACACACAACUCUCUUCUCUGACAUAACAAUAACAGUGUCUUCAUGGACACUUCUACUAGAAAGAAGAAAAACAACACUCAUCAAGUUUUGCAACUUGGGAUGAGAAAUGCAGAAGAAAGUUCCAAUUUUUACAACAACCCACUUCAUUUUUUCAGGUCAUUUUUCAUUUGCAUCUUCUGGGUCAAUUUUUUGUGGCUUCUUUUACUUCCUGUGAAGCCAGUUUUGUGUGAAGAGCAAUGGGAUGGAGUUGUUGUAACACAAUCAAAUUUCUUAGCACUUCAAGCAUUCAAAGAAGAGUUAAUUGAUCCAAAAGGUUUCUUAAGAAGCUGGAAUGAUAGUGGCUUUGGAGCUUGUUCUGGAGGUUGGGUUGGAAUCAAAUGUGCUCAAGGAAAAGUGAUUAUAAUUCAGCUUCCAUGGAAAGGAUUGAAGGGGAGAAUCACUGAGAGGAUUGGUCAACUUGAAGGUCUUAGAAAGCUUAGUCUUCAUAAUAACCAAAUUGGUGGUUCAAUCCCUUCAACAUUAGGACUUCUCAACAAUCUAAGAGGUGUUCAACUCUUCAAUAAUAGGUUAACAGGUUCAAUUCCUGCUUCAUUAGGUUUUUGUCCUAUGCUUCAAUCUUUAGACUUUAGUAACAAUUUGCUCAUAGGUACAAUCCCUGAGAGUCUUGGAAAUGCUACUAAGCUUUAUUGGCUUAACUUGAGUUUCAAUUCUAUUUCUGGUUCUAUACCAACUAGCCUAACUAGUUUGAAUUCUCUCACUUUCAUAUCUCUUCAACAUAAUAAUCUCUCAGGUUCUAUUCCUAACUCAUGGGGUGGUAGCUUGAAAAAUGGAUUCUUUAGGCUUCAAAAUCUUAUCUUGGAUCAUAACUUUUUCACCGGUAGUAUUCCUGAUUCUUUAGGUAACUUAAGGGAACUUAGAGAGAUUUCUCUAAGUCAUAACCAAUUUAGUGGUCACAUUCCUCAAAGUAUUGGGAACCUUUCAAUGCUUAGACAGCUUGAUUUGUCACUGAAUAAUCUUAGUGGAGAAAUUCCAGUUUCCUUUGACAAUCUGCCUAGUCUUAAUUUCUUCAAUGUUUCUCAUAAUAAUUUAUCCGGUCCUGUUCCAACAUUACUAGCAAAGAAAUUUAACUCAAGCUCAUUUGUGGGAAAUAUUCAACUAUGUGGUUAUAGUCCUUCAACUCCGUGUUCCUCUCCAGCUCCUUCGGAAGGACAAGGUGCACCUUCUGAAGAAUUGAAACACCGGCAUCACAAGAAACUAGGUACAAAGGACAUAAUCCUCAUAGUCGCAGGAGUGCUCCUUGUAGUCCUGCUAAUAGUCUGCUGCAUCCUGCUCUUGUGUCUUAUCCGGAAAAGGAAAACAUCAGAGGCCGAGGGUGGCCAGGCCACAGGGAGAUCAGCUGCUGCUGCUACAAGGGCAGGAAAAGGAGUCCCUCCGAUCGCUGGAGAUGUUGAAGCGGGUGGUGAAGCUGGAGGCAAACUGGUUCAUUUUGAUGGACCACUUGCUUUUACCGCUGAUGAUCUCUUGUGUGCAACUGCCGAGAUAAUGGGAAAGAGCACCUAUGGAACAGUGUAUAAGGCAACAUUAGAGGAUGGUAGUCAAGCUGCGGUGAAACGAUUGAGGGAAAAGAUAACUAAAAGUCAGAGAGACUUUGAAUCUGAAGUUAGUGUUCUAGGGAGAAUUAGACACCCAAAUCUUUUGGCACUUAGAGCCUAUUACUUGGGACCUAAAGGAGAAAAGCUUCUGGUUUUUGAUUACAUGCCUAAGGGGAGUCUUGCUUCUUUCCUACAUGCUGAUGGACCUGAAAUGAGAAUUGAUUGGCCAACAAGGAUGAACAUAGCGCAAGGCAUGGCACGUGGUUUGCUUUACCUACAUUCACAUGAGAACAUUAUACAUGGGAAUCUUACUUCAAGCAAUGUGUUGCUUGAUGAGAACACAAAUGCUAAAAUAGCAGAUUUUGGUCUAUCUAGGUUAAUGACAACUGCGGCUAACUCUAAUGUGAUUGCUACUGCCGGAGCAUUGGGAUACCGAGCACCGGAGCUAUCUAAGCUUAAGAAAGCAAACACAAAAUCUGAUGUAUACAGUCUUGGUGUAAUCUUGUUAGAACUCCUAACAAGGAAGCCACCUGGUGAGGCAAUGAAUGGUGUGGAUUUACCUCAAUGGGUUGCUUCUAUUGUUAAAGAGGAGUGGACAAAUGAGGUCUUUGAUGUUGAUUUGAUGAGAGAUUCUUCAGCAAAUGGUGAUGAGUUGCUGAAUACUUUGAAGCUUGCUUUGCAUUGUGUUGAUCCUUCUCCAUCAGCACGACCAGAAGUUCAACUUAUACUUCAGCAACUUGAAGAGAUUAGACCACAAAUAUCAUCAGCCGUUUCUAGUGAUGAAGGAGCCAUCCCUUCCACGAGUGAAUAAAAUGCUUAACGUGUCGCAACUUUUGCAUUUUUUCUCUCCUUAGUUUAGAUAAAUGGUAUUUUGUUAUUCUUUCAUUCUUAUAUAUCAAUUAAAUUUUUGCCUGUUUGAGUGAUUGUGUAUGUACAUACCAAUGUGGCUUAAUUUAGUGAGUGUUUCAUCUAUAACACUUCAUCAUUUCAUAAUGGAAGCUAGUUGUUCAA
This is a messenger RNA of Medicago truncatula (barrel medic), 2772 nucleotides long. Its product is annotated as probable leucine-rich repeat receptor-like protein kinase IMK3. The transcript is spliced from 3 exons. Gene Ontology annotation, biological process: protein phosphorylation. The record is from RefSeq and is a predicted model, not a curated record. Bases 212 to 2572 code for a protein of 786 amino acids. NCBI's taxonomy places the organism in Eukaryota, Viridiplantae, Streptophyta, Magnoliopsida, Fabales, Fabaceae. Gene Ontology annotation, molecular function: ATP binding; protein kinase activity; protein binding.